Durusdinium trenchii is the source of this 531-nucleotide messenger RNA. The record is from the annotation of a GenBank genome assembly. NCBI's taxonomy places the organism in Eukaryota, Dinophyceae, Suessiales, Symbiodiniaceae.
AUGGAUGGCCAUGGGCCUCUGGGACACGAGAUGUCCACGCUGGCCAUGCAGUGGCUACCUUUGUUGAUCCUUCGGGAGCCCCUGCUGGCCUCGGAGCCGGGACGUCUCGUGCCGUUGAACCCACAGACCGUCUUCUCAGCCAUCGAGGCGGCGUUCGAGAAGAUGGGGACUUUGAUGCAGAAGGCCUCCUCCUCGGGCUGGGGCCCCCGCAGCUACAGCGGCGCCACCUGCACCUUUGCGCUCGGCGCUCGGGGUUUGCUUCACACGGCGAACAUCGGCGAUUCCAGGUUAGUCCUGGGCACCUUGUCUUCGAGCAAGUCUGUGGACUAUCGCCUCCUCACCAGAGACCACAAGCCCGAGGACCCCGAUGAGCGUGUACGAAUCGAAGCACAGGGUGGUAUUGUCGCCCGCCAGCGCGUGUAUUUGGACGAAUGGCCUUAUGUGGGCCUCAACAUGUCCCGGUCUUUGGGAGAUGCCAAGCUCCACCAAGUGGGCGUCUCUGACGUGCCCGAUGUGAGUGCCUUGGGAUGA